AUGGCCCCCAAACGGAAAUCAAGCGCUCUCCACGAGAGCAGCGUCGAACAGCCCACACUGCGUCGCUCUUCCAGAGCCAGGGGAACAGCGAAUGCCGACAAGUCCUCGGCUACAUCGUCCGCUCAAGACGGCGACGAGUCGCCCAAAGUAGUGGCCAAAGAUGCCAAACGCCAGCGACCUAAAGGCCACGACAAGGCCAUUAGCGCUGAAAUCAAGAUCGACUCGGAAUCACCGGCUGCUACUAGGAAUACAUCAGGGUCAACCGAGUAUGUUGCAGGAGCGGGUGACGGCGACAGGCAGUAUUGGCUCAUGAAAGCCGAGCCAGAGCCCCGGUUUGAGCGCGGUGUCGAUGUGAGCUUCUCUAUUGAUGACCUGGCGGCAAAGUCGGAGCCAGAACCAUGGGAUGGUAUCCGCAACUAUGUUGCACGAAACAAUUUACGUGCGAUGAAGAAGGGAGACCUGGCCUUCUUUUAUCAUUCAAACUGCAAGGAGCCAGGAAUCGUAGGAACAAUGGAGGUUGUCCAAGAGCAUUCACCCGAUCUCUCCGCACAUGACUCUAAAGCGCCUUAUUAUGAUGCCUCUUCAAAGCCCGACAACCCCAAAUGGAGCGUUGUUCAUGUUGAGUUCCGCAGCAAGUUUUCUGUGCCCAUCACGCUUAAGGAACUGCGAGAAAUGGGUUCCGGGCCUGAAAAGCCACUGCAGAACAUGCAGAUGCUCAAGCAGUCCCGCCUGAGCUAUGCGCAACUCCAGAAUUCGUCAGGACCCCCCUUUGCCCAUGUCUUCACCACUUUACCUGGGGUAUGGAUUUUGCAGGUCGACUUUAGGCCUCGCGUGUACAUAAAUGUUUCACGUAUCAAACUGGAUCUAUACUUUGGGCGAAGUCACGAUGAAAAGGAGCAUAAGUUGCGUCCUUAUCAUCUGUCCGGAUAA
Pyricularia oryzae 70-15 is the source of this 930-nucleotide messenger RNA. Its product is annotated as thymocyte nuclear protein 1. The transcript has 5 exons. Gene Ontology annotation, cellular component: nucleus. Bases 1 to 930 code for a protein of 309 amino acids. The record is from RefSeq and is a predicted model, not a curated record. NCBI's taxonomy places the organism in Eukaryota, Fungi, Ascomycota, Sordariomycetes, Magnaporthales, Pyriculariaceae.